Messenger RNA from Phlebotomus argentipes, 1866 nucleotides. RefSeq lists its product as uncharacterized. The transcript has 4 exons. Bases 1 to 1866 code for a protein of 621 amino acids. Lineage: Eukaryota; Metazoa; Arthropoda; Insecta; Diptera; Psychodidae. The record is from RefSeq and is a predicted model, not a curated record.
AUGGGUUGGCGAACGCGACAAGUGCUCGCGGUUUUGGCAAUUGUAUUAGGAACACUACAGACUGAAUUUAAUUGCCAUCACCAAUUCGGUGAUCUUGUGAUCUCCUUUGAUGAUUUAUUUCAUUUCUCAUUCGCCUCCUUGCAGAAUACACACGGUGAUGUAGACUCGGCAGCAUUGCCACUGGAACACAGAGCAGUCUACGGACCACCAGCUCCAUCAGCCAUCUACGGGACACCGGGUCUGAUUAAUCCAGGCAACAAUGAUGUGACAGACGAUCCCUGGCCAUUGUCCUCCUCCAACGAUAGCCCUCAAAUAAAGCAUUUACAGGUGCAAUGCGAGAAGACUCAUAUGAGGGUCAACAUUGAGUUCGAUCGGCCGUUCUACGGCAUGAUCUUCUCAAAGGGCUUCUACAGUGAUUCCCAUUGCGUUCAUCUGAAGCCGGGCACAGGUCACCUCAGUGCCACCUUUGAAAUCUUCCUCAACAGCUGUGGCAUGUCAAGUUCAGCAAAUCACAAUGCCGGUGCUUACGGAGGUCCUACUCCAUCUGGCAGCUACGUCGAGAACACAAUCAUCAUUCAAUACGACCCAUAUGUCCAAGAAGUGUGGGAUCAGGCGCGCAAACUGCGGUGCACAUGGUAUGAUUUCUACGAGAAAGCUGUGACGUUCCGACCUUUCCAAGUAGAUAUGCUCCAUGCGGUCACAGCCAACUUCUUGGGCGACAACCUACAGUGUUGGAUGCAGAUACAGGUUGGCAAAGGUCCAUGGGCCUCCGAAGUGUCUGGAAUUGUGAAGAUCGGUCAGACCAUGACCAUGGUGCUGGCGAUCAAGGACGAUGAAAACAAAUUCGACAUGCUGGUGCGCAAUUGUGUAGCCCACGACGGCAAGAGAGCUCCUAUCCAACUUGUGGAUCAACACGGCUGCGUAGUGCGACCGAAGAUCAUGAGCAAAUUCCAGAAGAUCAAAAACUUUGGCCCAUCCGCCAGCGUCGUGUCCUUCGCCUAUUUCCAGGCUUUCAAGUUCCCCGACUCCAUGAAUGUCCACUUCCAGUGUGUGAUCCAGGUGUGUCGCUACAACUGUCCCGAGCCCAAGUGCGGUCACCAUGGCGGACUCGGUGGGUAUGAGCAUCAUGUUCCUGGCGCUGGAAUUAGCGGAGAAUAUGGUGUUCCAGGUCUGGGUGACUACGCGGGUGCCCUCGGCGGUGAGUACGGUCUUCCACCGGCCUUCCCCGAUCCACGACACCCUGCCGACGCCUCCGGAGCCUAUUCUGAGAAUCAGGCGGACGUCAUCCCUCCACCACAAGCUCAAACCGGUCCCCAGAGUGGCCCUCAACAGCAACAGGGCAGUGUCAAUGAGGGUAAUGAUAUCAACCUGCCCCCACCACCACCGCCUGGUCACUCCGGAUACAGCACGGUUAAGAGGAAAGAUGACCACGUGGACGCCGGCGGAAAUCUGGUCACGCUAGGAGGCCGACCGCGCAGUGUUGAGAAUCUUGAUGAUCUUCGUGGGGUACGAAGACGGCGCGAAACAAUGGACGUGGUGAUCACGCCACGCAUUUACAAGAGGGAAGCCCAGGAGAUGACGGACGUCAACACGAGUCGCAUCAUCCAAGUCGUUGCCCCAGGUGAUGUAAACUUCGCCCUCAAUAGCGCGCCUGGCAAUGAAACCGUGGUGAUCCAGUCCGCACGCUCUGUCGAUCCAGAGACAAUUUGCAUGUCCGUGCCCAGCUUCGUUGGAGGCCUCGUCAUGCUGUUACUAGUCCUGGCGGUCGCAUCCUUAGUGGCUGCCUUCCUUUUCGUCCGCGUGCGCCACUUCGACCGUAAAUCUGCGGCUACAGCAUAUGUGUCGGAAUUUGUGAAAGUCAACUAA